Ostrea edulis (European flat oyster) is the source of this 1250-nucleotide messenger RNA. RefSeq lists its product as uncharacterized. The record is from RefSeq and is a predicted model, not a curated record. The transcript is spliced from 6 exons. The coding region runs from base 460 to 975 and encodes 171 amino acids. NCBI's taxonomy places the organism in Eukaryota, Metazoa, Mollusca, Bivalvia, Ostreida, Ostreidae.
UCUCGAAUAAUUUCUAUCUGUGUCGUCAUUAUUCCACCAAGAACAUUAUGACGUGGCUCAAUUUUAAUUGUUUCGUAUUUUCUUGUGUAUGUGCUGCAACGUUCCAAAAAUAUAAAGUAUUUUUGAAUAUAUAUUCUGCCAAAUUUUGACCAACAAUAAAACAUUUGAUUCUGGUGGAGGUGUGUGGAUACCUCAGAUGUCACUUGUUAAAGGCAGGUUGGUUUUUCCCUAGCCUUACAAGGUUUGCACGCAUGAGCAAUAGCUACUUUUUCAUGUUACAUACCAACUGGCGGAAAAUAUAAGCAAACUCAAUUGGAUUAGGAAUAUAAUUCACCAAAUGGACAGUCGAUCUAAAUAUCUCACAAGAGUAAAGUAUUUCGGAGAUAUAUGUCUAGAUCUAAGCAGCAUAUUUCAGUUGAUUUUAAUGCCUAAUACAAGAGAGAUUGUAUACGCAAGACCAUGCAGUGUGUAAAAUGGGUCACCGAAUGCCAGUCAGGGGAUGACCAUUCUAACCGUAUUGUAAAAAGAGACACUUGGCAUUCAACUACAACUAACGUUCAUAAUACGUCCACAAAUCUGACAUCAUCAACACGAUUUCAAGCCAACACUCUCACUCUGUCUGUUUCGGGGUCCGCAAUUGUUGGACUGCUGCUAGGGAUGAUGACGAUGUUUCUUAUCAUUUGGAGAUGCGAAAAAAGAAAGAUAUGGAAGCCAUCAAGCUUUCCUGUCACAACAGAGGAAAGUGGCAUAUUACAUCCGGAAGUUGGUAGUGAAUGGAGGGACACAAGAUCUUGUAGAGUUGUAAACGAAAAUGUACACAGGAAUUGUACGUCUUGUGAAGAACGUUCAGCGGAAUCUAACACCAACAGCUGUUCACGCACCAGUCUUGCGGAACUAGAAGGAAAUACCAUCUGUUCGAGUUAUCGAGAUGAGGAGAAGAACCAUGGCGAAAUUGCAGAUAAUAAAUUUUUUUAAUGAAUAAACUGUUACAGAAUGUUACAAUUUCUCUGUGAAUGUAGAAAUGAAAUUAGUUCAUGAAAGUAAAUUUGCGCAAACAUGUAUCACAAAUGGUAAACAUUACUAAAGAAUGGUAUUGUUCCGAAACGAUAUAGACUAAUAUAGUGAGAAAUUAUUAGAUUUAUUUCUUGUACUUUGUACUUUGAGUGACUUGAUACAAGUAAUUAUUCAAUGAUGUGAUGUUUAUUUCCAAACCCUCAAAUUAAUCAUGAAAUAAAGGUGGAAAUAAUUAA